AUGUCCCUUCCAUCAUUCCAAGCCGCCGUGGUCGUGGAGAAGGUCGGGGGUCCAGAAGUCUUGGAACAUCGCACUGAUUACCCUGUACCUACCCCAGGAGAGGGGCAAGUACUGGUAAAGAAUACAGUGUCAGGUAUCAACUUCAUUGACACUUACUUCCGCACUGGUUUAUAUCCCUCUUCUAAGCCUGAAGUUCUGGGUCGUGAGGCUGCCGGAGCUAUUGUGGCUCUUGGACCCAACACGGACAAAUACCAACUAAAGGUUGGAGAUCGAGUUGUUUGGCUGGGACCAUCAGCCUAUGCCGAAUAUACCGCAGUUUCAGCAGCAAAGGCAAUCAAUAUUCCUCACGGUCUAUCUGAGGAAAUAGCUGCUGCUAGUUUCAUGAGCGGGCUGACUGCCAUCACGUUGACACAGGAAACCUACGAAGUACAAAAGGAUGAUUGGGUGCUCCUCCACGCCGCUGCUGGCGGUGUAGGCAUCUUACUGGCUCAAGUACUAAAAUAUCUUGGAGCAAAUAUUAUUGCAACUACUGGUGGAAAGGAAAAGGUGGCGCUUGUCAAGCGUCUAGGUAUAGACCAUGCCAUUGAUUACCGCAGCGAAGAAGGCAAAGACUGGGUUAAAUUGGUCAAAGAGAUCACCAACGGCAACGGAGUUGAUGUGGUCUUUGAUUCUGUUGGAAAGGACACAUGGGAAGGGGGUCUGGAGGUUAUUAAGAGGAAGGGCACAAUUGUGUGGUUUGGGAACUCUAGUGGUCCCGUUCCGCCUCUUCCUUUGCCUCGCCUUUCCGCGAAGUGCAUCAAAAUUGCCCGACCCUCAUUGCUUGGGUAUAUCGAGACGCGCGAGGAGUUGGAGUACUAUUGUAACCAACUCUUUCGCCUGUUGACCUCGGAGAAGGUCAAAGUGCAAAUCCAUAAUAUUUACCCACUGACCAAAGUGCGACAGGCACACCAGGAUCUCGAGGGACGGAAGACUACUGGCAAGCUUCUGCUCAACGUAUCAACAUAG
Molecule: messenger RNA, 1005 nt
Organism: Aspergillus puulaauensis
Lineage: Eukaryota; Fungi; Ascomycota; Eurotiomycetes; Eurotiales; Aspergillaceae
Product: quinone oxidoreductase family protein
Exons: 3
Coding region: 1-1005 (334 amino acids)
Biological process (GO): cellular response to oxidative stress
Cellular component (GO): cytoplasm
Molecular function (GO): quinone reductase (NADPH) activity; zinc ion binding
Source: RefSeq, a predicted model, not a curated record